Messenger RNA from Acanthamoeba castellanii str. Neff, 1038 nucleotides. RefSeq lists its product as uncharacterized. NCBI's taxonomy places the organism in Eukaryota, Discosea, Longamoebia, Acanthamoebidae. The annotation marks the transcript as partial. The record is from RefSeq and is a predicted model, not a curated record. The transcript is spliced from 5 exons.
AUGACGAUGUUACCUCAAGUGGCGGCCGACGACUACACCGUCACCAUCACCAAGGUGCAGCUUACCAAUUGGUGUCAUCACUUGGACAAGAAUGAUGGAGACGAAGAGUGGGCGUGGAACGUCAUCGUCGACGGAAAGAGCAUGUGCGUGACGGGCAACAGCGACAACAGCAUGCCGUGGGAGCAAGCGCUCCAGUGGGAGGCCGACUUCACGACUCAGAGCUCGCAGCUGACGAUCAAGAUCGACGCCUGGGAGAAAGACGCCGACGGCGCGAUUUGCACCUGGGCCCACGGCGACGAUCCGUCGCAGCGCGUGCAGGACGAGUUCACCUUCUCCGCGAUGACCACGGGUCAAACACAGACCUGGUCCAGGACCAUGACCUUCCAAAACAGGGACGACAUGCCGUGGGACGGAUACUGCAGCACCACGAUCGAAGGCAGAGUGACCAAGAUCGCAUCCAGCACUGUGUCGGAGGGAGCGCCGCGGAUCAUGGGAACCCAGAUCACCCUGGUCAACAACGUGCCGAAGCUGCGCAUCACCGGCAGGGACCUCCACCCGGACCCGCAGGAGCUGCCCGUGGUGCAGAUCACCGGUGGUGGUGGUGGUGAUGGUGGCAGCACUGCGUGCAUCGCCAACUCUAUCCAAGCCUCCGCGGUGGAGAUCACAUGUAACUUGGUCAAGCCCGAGUCGGCCAUGGUGAGCUCUCUCGACCUGCAGGUGCAGGUGGAGACCCGGUUCGGCCUGUCGCGCACGGCCCCUACGAGCUUCGCAAAGUGCGGGCAGGAGUGCCUGCAUGGGGGCGCCUGCUGGUGGUCGAAGGACAUCUCCAACGUUGAGUGCGUGUGCCCCGAGCUCGCUUACGGUGAGUGGUGCGAAAACGAGUAUGGUGACGAGGAGCCGAUUCUGCGGUCCACGGCGCCGCUGGGAGGUGACCACACGCGCGAGACGGAGACGGUGAUCGCCCUCGUGGGCCUUGUGAUCCCCCGGGCCAACUUGUCCAUGAUGGCCAAAUGCGUGAUCUCGCACGCCACCACUGUC